AUGAAAACUGAGUCACGUCAAGCUUUAGUAAAUGAUUUAAAUGCUCUAAUACAGAACUUAGAACCUAAUUCAAAAGAAGCUAAUAAGGUCUGUCAUUCAUCCUGUGUAUGCACAGUGUUUUUCAUGAUUAAUGAGUUUCUAUACAAUUUUUUUCAUGAAACAUGA
Messenger RNA from Racocetra persica, 165 nucleotides. The record is from the annotation of a GenBank genome assembly. Lineage: Eukaryota; Fungi; Glomeromycota; Glomeromycetes; Diversisporales; Gigasporaceae.